AUGGAGGGCGACUCACAACCCGCACCGAAGCUCCCGAGGCACUCUGCAAGGCCACAGGCGGUUGAUGCGCCUGCGCGAGCAGAGUUUGCAUUCGACGGUAUGGAGGAGGCGCUGGACGCGUUUGGGCACGGAGAGUUCGUGGUGAUGAUGGACGACGAGGGGCGGGAGAACGAGGGCGACUUGAUCAUCGCGGCAAGCGAGGGGUCCACGGAGAAGAUGGCGUGGAUGAUCAAGCAUACUAGCGGGUACAUCUGCAUCGCGCUCCCGGGGGAGUGGCUGGACGAGCUCGCGAUCCUGAUGAUGGUCUCUGACAACCAGGAUCCACACCGGACGGCGUACAGUCACAGUAGACUACAGACACGGUGCGCCCACCCGUCCUCCUCCCUCGCCGCCGACCGCCGCCUCCCUCACCUCCCCGCCACGCCCGUCGCCCACCCAUCGUGCGCAUCCUCCAGCUGCAUCCCUCACCGCGUUGCGUCGCCCGUACGCACCGCGCCCGCAUUCGGAUUGCACGCGAGUCGUUAG
Molecule: messenger RNA, 525 nt
Organism: Rhodofomes roseus
Lineage: Eukaryota; Fungi; Basidiomycota; Agaricomycetes; Polyporales; Fomitopsidaceae
Product: DHBP synthase RibB-like alpha/beta domain-containing protein
Exons: 2
Coding region: 1-525 (174 amino acids)
Biological process (GO): riboflavin biosynthetic process; aerobic respiration
Cellular component (GO): cytosol; mitochondrial intermembrane space
Molecular function (GO): 3,4-dihydroxy-2-butanone-4-phosphate synthase activity
Source: RefSeq, a predicted model, not a curated record